Messenger RNA from Trichomonas vaginalis G3, 444 nucleotides. RefSeq names its product ankyrin repeat, PH and SEC7 domain containing protein SECG-related family. The record is from RefSeq and is a predicted model, not a curated record. Bases 1 to 444 code for a protein of 147 amino acids. Gene Ontology annotation, molecular function: protein binding. The transcript has a single exon. Lineage: Eukaryota; Parabasalia; Trichomonadida; Trichomonadidae.
AUGGAAUGUCAACUUGAAGUUGUUAAAUAUCUCAUCUCUAUUGGAGCUGAUAAAGAAGCAAAGAAUUCAACUGGACAGACUCCGCUCAUGAUUGCAUCAAUGAAAGGUCAUCUUGAAGUUGUUAAAUAUCUUAUCUCUAUUGGAGCUAAUAUAGAAUCGAUAAGCUAUUAUGGAUGGAAUUCACUUAUUUUAGCAUCAUGGAAUGGACAUAUUGAAGUUGUUAAAUAUCUUAUCUCUCUUGGAGCUAAUAAAGAAGCAAAGGAUAAAGACGGAGAAACUCCACUCAUUACGGCAUCAAAAUAUGAUAAACUUGAAGUUGUUAAAUAUCUUAUCUCUAUUGGAGCUAAUAUAAAUGCAAAGGAUACAUCUGGGCAUACUGCACUGCAUUAUGCAAAAUAUUAUGUUCGAAAAAUUUUGAUUGAGAAUGGGGCCAUUGAGAAUUAA